Messenger RNA from Diprion similis, 9510 nucleotides. RefSeq names its product patronin (gene Patronin). The coding region runs from base 1151 to 6454 and encodes 1767 amino acids. Gene Ontology annotation, biological process: negative regulation of microtubule depolymerization; neuron projection development; cytoplasmic microtubule organization. Gene Ontology annotation, molecular function: microtubule minus-end binding; spectrin binding; calmodulin binding. The transcript is spliced from 26 exons. Gene Ontology annotation, cellular component: microtubule minus-end. The record is from RefSeq and is a predicted model, not a curated record. NCBI's taxonomy places the organism in Eukaryota, Metazoa, Arthropoda, Insecta, Hymenoptera, Diprionidae.
AAAAUUUCGAUCCCGUACUCGAGUGACGGCUCUCGCAGCACUCGCAAGUAGUCAAAAUGGAGGCAUUCAUUUACGACGAUUGGCAAACGUGCAGUAGGCUUGGAUAUAUUUCGCAAAAUGGUUGUUGUUCGCGUUAGGUAAUUUGACGUUUCGAUUAGAAGUGUAAACGCGAACCCGGACAAUUGUGAUUUGGAUAAACGAACCCUCGUUAACAAACUGUGAUUCGGUGCUGUGUGUGUGUGCUGUGUUCUCGCCUGUAAGCUGGUGAAUUUAUCAGAUAGACACACUAAGAAAUCGCGAGAAGAGAUAUAUUUCAUCUCGAUGUCUGCACCACGGGCCGUUCUUUGAUAGUGUGGAUCUAUCCUCUGGCUGUCAAUUAAAUACCACUCGUAAAACUACCGAGUGUUCAACCGUCCUUUGUCGUGCGACGUCGCUGUCUGAUUUACCGAUUUUUUCACACCUAAUCCACAUUCGUAUUCUUAAAAUCCGAAUUAAUACCAAUCGUCACUCAAUAACCUCCACCCGUUAUUUUUAAAUACACGCACACCCACUUUCUUCUCGACUCUUUUUUUAUCGUUACGUUUAGUUAGGUACGUACCUGCAUACAUUCAUAUUCAUAUACUUACAUGCGUCUGUCUUUUCAUACCGCUUCGAAAAGAAAAAGAGAAAAAUCUAUGAACGACAGGGUGAAUCAUUCUUUCCCUCCGAGUACAUCUACCUACCCGUUUACACACGUCACUCAUUCUCAGGGUGUAAUAAUUCUCUCAUUUUGCCAUUAUCAUUCACGUUGAACGGCGUCUCUUUGAAGAAAAAUGAUAUGUGUGUGCCCAAAGUUUUCGUACUUUUCGAAUUAAGUACCUAGAGGAGAAAAACUGUGAUAAGAAAUCAAAACAUACCAACUGAAAGACGGAAAAAGAAACACACCUCUAAACCCUGUCGUUCAAAUCGAAUCUGUUUAUCAAAAGCAGAAGAGUUUUGGAAUAUUGCACUCUACACAAUAUUUUCCCUUCGCUUAUUUAUUAUUAUUAUUAUUAUUAUUAUUAUUUUUAAUUUGAAUUUUGAUUUUUCUCCCAGGAUAUGAUAAGAAAAAUUGGGACCAGUUUAUUUUUGCGUUUGUUAUAUUUCCCAUUUGGAAUGCAGUGUUAACUGGAUGUGGAAUGCCAUUUCGCGUCUAUUCACCCCAGCGAACAACAAAUCGUCGUCAAUCGAAGAAGAUACCUUGUCGGUUAAGUCAGAUUCAAGAUCUGAGUGCGCUGCUAGUGCUAGUGCUAGUGCUAGUGUGCCAGUGGCUGAUAUAUCCGUAGAUGUUUUCAAAACAAUGGAUCGUAACAUUGGAGAAGAUCGGCGUAAAGGCAGUGCUGGGAUUAGUGGAGAGCAAAGACAUGGAACUGGAGACUCGGAUCAUGCUUCAGACACAUCUGAGACUCGUUUGGCCAAACAGCGUGCCUCCGUGAAGUGGCUGCUUUCCAAGGCUUACAACAACAACGUGCCGGAGAAUCUACGAGAGCCGUACUAUCGCGAUCACGAGGAUCAGGAACAUUUGAAGCCACAGAUAGUUCACUCGCUUUCCAAUGCAGAGCUCUACUGUUUGGCGCUGGCCAAUAUCUACUCGGAUCCAAAUUACCACAACCAAAACCACCUUGGAAUUCUUCAAGCCCUUGCAAGGAAAGGUGUCUUUGUUUCCGAACCGAACAACACUCAGCUGACCGAAACUAUCCUCAUACAAAAUUCACCACUUAAAAUGUCGGCGCAUAUGGCUGUGAUAGAAGGUUUGAUGGUGCUUUACGCAAAAGAAGUAGUUACGGGAGACUGUGUCGUGGCUGCAAUUAGACGAUUUAACCCACAAAGUAACUUGGAAGUGCCGACUGACCAUGAGCGAGGACUUCUUUUGUGGAUCAACGAAGCCUCUCGGGCUCUAGUUACCAAGAUAAAACUGGAAGAAGGUGCUGGGGAUAGAUCCCGACUGCCUGACUUACCCUCGGCGACUGACUUCCAGUCUCUGUGCGAUGGUGUUGGUCUUGCUGCUGUAGUCGCCUUUUACUGUCCAGAAGAGUUGAAUUGGAAGGAUAUUCGGAUAUCUAAAAGGCUAUCCGUUGCUGAUGCUCUACACAAUUUAUUGCUCGUUCAAACGUUUUGUGCCAGAUGCUUACCAUACUCUAUUUUUCAUAUGCAAAAUGAAGAUGUCACCUACAUGAGAGGAUCUAUGAAACAAAAUUUGAUUGUUUUCCUGGCUGACCUGUACAAUGUGUUAGAAAUUCAUCCGGUCAAAUCAGUUCGUUAUCCUGGCGAUGAAAGGGAUUCGCAAUAUUCGAACGUUUGCCCACGCAAUAGCCACGGUGUAGCUCAUAAACGCAGCCUGCCUCAGUCUAUAGCUCCGAUACCUGACCUACGAAGCAACCUCUCCGUAUCCGCUCCAGGCUUCACAGUAAUGAAAACACCGUCCUCAAGUUCUGUUAAAAAAUCACAAUCGUUACAACAGGCGAUGGAAAAUCAAUCGUACGAAGACAGGAGAGCAGGAAGCGAAGAUAGUUUCGUCGUUCACAGGGGCAAAGGAGUUCCUACUCUGAGCUCUGUAACUGAUGAAAAGCUCGCUGCUCGAGCAGAAGCUGCUGGUCGGCCAAGUAAUUGGGAAGAUCAGAGACGUAGCUCUUAUGCAGGCAGGCGUUCCAGGAGAAAUAGUGUUACUGAUGACUCUCAACUUACAAUCGAGAACUUCGGAGGAUCUCAGGAUAAUUUGCACAACUUUGGUCGAAAUCCUGACAAGGAAGUUGGAGGGCACGUAGGACGCCACAACGUUGCUGAACCAACUCUUCCAGCCAGAUCCAGUGUUCAAGAUGUUUAUGGCAGUGGUGUGCAACUGAUUCUAUCAGACAAUGGUUAUAGUGCAGAUGAGCCACCCAGGCUCAAGCGACAAACAUCUAAUUCGAGUCUAAACAAUGUUGCACUAAAAAAUAUCCUACAUUCCAAUGAAAAUGAUAGUAAUGUGGACAGUAACAGUUCGAAAUUAGCCAGCUUUGCUCAGCUCGGUAGACAGAGCUCUGACAAGGUUAUCAAUUUCACUUAUUCCAAUCAAGAGAAAGACGACAACCUUUUGAAAAAAGCUGGCAUAGUAGCAAAAAAACAAGUUCAAAAUAACGGCAGCACAUUGGGCGAAAAAAAGACAACUUUUGCAGCGCUCCCAAAUACGACUACGUGGCAACAACAAAGCAACCAGCAAAUGCACCAAGCCGACACUAAUAGUACUGAUGAAAAUGGAGGUAACACUGUCAUGGCAUCACAGUUGAAUAACAUCAGGAUGAAACUUGAAGAAAAACGACGUCACAUAGAAAACGAAAAGCGGAAAAUGGAGGUUGUCAUGUCUAAGCAACGGCAAAAAGUUGGCAAAGCUGCAUUUUUGCAAGCAGUUACCAAGGGUAAGGUAAAAUCCCCUUCAUCAUCAACGUCAGGGGGUGAAAGCCCCGUGGAAUCUGUACCCCCCAGCUCUAUUACUUCUGGAAAUAUAGGGCUCAUCCCUGCAAGUAGUACCGAGACACAUCUCGUACCCAAUCAUCCCCCUCAAGAUAAACCUCAACGGCCCUUUUCGCUCAAGGAAAUCAGUGAAGAUGUGCGAGAUGUGGAACAUAAAUGGCUUGAGCAGGAUGGCAGUGCACCUUUCAUCGAAACACGACGCACACCAGAUAUUGAGAAUAUGGACUUAGACCAGUACCAUGAGUCUAUAUCACAAAUGAAUAGCAGUCUUAGCGAAAUUCAAGCAGAUAUACAGCGGCUAGCCAAUCAACAAAAUCAAAUUCAACAACAACAUUUAAUGAGUCAACAUCAGCAACAGAUGCAGCAACAACUGCAGCAAUUAAAGAGCUUAAGCCAGCAACAUAUGCAGAAUUAUGCCAUACCACCAAUGAAUUCAAUACCAACGAGAAUUCAGGACCCUCAACAGUCACAAUUCUACUUACAUGAUCAUGCGCAAUCUCAGAGACGAACAUGGGGUCAACCGCUACCACCUGAAAGCUUAGCGAACGAAAUGGCUGCGGCGGGUUAUCAGCAGCCAGUUGAACUUCGAUAUAGUCCACAGCCUGCAGCUUACCAGCAAGACUCACGACUGUAUCAAGAUGCAAGGACGUGGGCUGCACCUCCUUCUCAGCCAAAAGGAUUCGUACUGCAUGAAAUAGCACCGGAUCAGAGGUAUCUUAAUGGUGGCGAUCAUAGCCUUUGCAACAACCAAAUGAAUCGUUCAGGUUCUACUUAUCCUACACCUGCCACACUGUUCAAUCAAAUGCCACCAUCAUCUGCCAGUCCUCAACAUCGUAAUGCGGUGCAUAGAAUUAGUCAGCUAAUGGGUGAAAGUCCAGAGCAAAAAAGACCUACGGUCCACCAUAUACCCAUAACAUGCGAAAGUCCCACGGAUAAACGUCAAGCACCUGUUCUGCACACUCCUGUCCCUGCGCCAUCAGUUGAUGAUAUGGAGCCUCAAAAUAUUUCGUUUAUUGGAAACGAUGAUGAUCUCCCACACGGAAUUCGUGGCUUGAAUAUCACAUCAGGCAGUAGAACGUACAGAAAACCCUCACCCACGAGACCUUCGAUAUCUAGAAACUCUUUUCAACCGCAUUCGUCGCUACGAGAAUCAGCAUCUCCACCAUGUGCAACACCCGAAGUGUCAGCAUUUGAUACAACAGAUCCUGGAGAGAAGGGAUUCUACAUAUCAUUCGAUAAUGACGCACCCAAAAAGCCUAAGCCAGCACUUGGGCAGAAAAGAACGUCUCCAAAGAAGGAAAGGAUCGUUUCUUCCUAUAUCGAGCAAGAAGACUUUACCGUUAGACCUGAAUCUCCACCAGCCAGUGCUGCUGAAAGGCAGCGGCAACUCGAGGCUCAACGAGAUUUGGAAAGAGAAAGGAUAAAGCAAGCAGAAGAAAGAGAGCAACAACGACAAGAAAUUCGAGAUAGGGACAUGCAGAGAGAAAUGGCAAGAGAACGCCAGAGAGAUAGACAGAAGGAUAGCACUUCGGUUAGCCGACAGGGAAGUGGAAUUGGACUUGUUAUCGGAACUCAACUAGCCAAUCCCGACCCCAACUCACUGGAUGAAAUGGAGAAGAAGAAAGAACGAAUAAUGCUACUGUCACUGCAACGGCGACAACAGCAGGAAGAGUUGAAGGAGAAAAAAGAAGCUGAGGCGCAAACCCGCAAAGAACAAGAAAAGUUAAAAAUGGAAGAAAGAGCACGUAAAAAGGAGGAAGAAAGACAGAAGAGAGCUGCGAUUCUUGAACAAUAUAAGCUUAAGAAGGCGAUCGAAGAAGCAGAGAAAGAGGGUAAAAUCAUUGACAAAGAACUCUUGAAUGCGAUAAAGCCAACAAAAUUACGUAACAAAACCACACCCAGUCGUCCUCGACCGAAAACAAUUCAUGUGGAUGCGGGUGCUGAUUUAGAUUCUGGAGCCUUGACGCCAAGUCGGGGAAAAAAAGGAUCUUCAUCUAAUCUUAGCACUGCGUCGCUGAUAUCCCCAACGAUGAGACGGGACUACUAUCGUGGCUCUCAAGAUAGUCUUACUGCCGCCCACCUUGAUGACCGUCGCUCAGGUCCCCUUUAUCGAGGUGGCAGCCUUAGGGUUUCUUCUGUAGAUUCGCCAGAUGAUGGUAGAGGAUCUUCGCCAUGUCGUAGCGUUAAUCAACUCGGUCGUCGUGGUUCUUAUAAAACAUCACGAGAUGCACAGGAGCCUCAGCAACAAGUUAGAGGCAGGCCUAAAUACCCAUCUUACCAAAACUUUAAGGGAAGAAAGUCUAAUUCGUUGAUGAAUUUGUGUGGUUCGAGUAGUGAUCAAGACAGUAUGAUGUAUCGGUACACAGAUACGGACAGUGGGCUGGGCCGGGCGACACCUCCGAGACGUGCACCGAGUCCAGGAAUGGGCAGUAUGAGGCAUCUACCAUCACCAUCUGGCCCCGGAUCACUUCCUCCAGGCCUUAUGACAAAACGAAGGAUGUUCGAUGACGGAAGCAGUGAUAUUAGCAGUACUCCUAGUUCAAUGAUGGAUUAUAAUGGUCCACGAUUAUACAAACAACCCACCACUAAGUCAAAUAGAGGAAUUAUGUUGAAUGCUGUAGAAUACUGUGUAUUCCCCGGAACAGUGAAUAAAGAAGCCAAAAGGAGGGUACUGGAUGAAAUAUCUAGAUCGGAAAGCAAGCACUUUCUUAUUCUCUUCAGAGACGCUGGUUGCCAAUUCAGAGCUCUCUACUCGUACUGUCCUGACAAGGAAGAAGUUUCCAAACUUUAUGGCACAGGACCAAAGCAGGUCAACGACAGAAUGUUCGACAAGUUUUUCAAAUACAACUCAGGUGGGAAGUGCUUUUCGCAGGUCCAUACUAAGCAUUUGACAGUAACUAUUGACGCAUUUACGAUACACAACAGUUUGUGGCAAGGAAAAAAAGUUAAUCUUCCUAACAAGAAGGAUAUGGCACUUGUCAUAUAGUUAUACAUCAAUGUUACAUACGAGUAAGAUUGUAGUACUAGUACUACAACUUAUACUACUACCAUUACUUCUUCUACUACUACUACUACUACUACUCCUACUACUACUACUACUAUUACGCCCGCUGUUGUUCAUAGUCACUCAUUUAAUACAAGCCCAUAUUGAAAUUAAUAUGAUUGUUCCGUUCUUAGUCAAUUUUAUAAGGAAAUGCCCAAUCUGCACUGACACUUUAUUGCGAUGAUGAUGAUUUAGUAGAAAAUUAAGGACUCACUAGAAUCGCAAAAUCUCUGUGUGAAAAAAGACUAAACUCGUAAAUUGCACAGAUUUGAUUGGAAUUGCUAUUAGACAUUUAAAAAAAAUGGUAAAAUUAUGACGAUGAAUUUCUAAACUAAGAUUUCAUUGGUUCUUUUAGAAGGGAAAAAGAAAUUUUCUUUGGAGAAAGUCUACAUCGCUUGUGUCUGUACUGAUUCUUUGAACCAUAAAACAUAUUGGUUUCCAUAAAAAGGAAUAGUUUGUUAUGAAUAUUUCCUACCAACGUUCAGUAUAGUUAAUGUAGUAGUAAAUAUCUUAUAAAUUUGCAAACGCAACGCCACAUAAUUGUGUAUACUGCUGUAUUAAAGUUGAACUGUGUGACCAGUCUACGAUGAAAUCACUCUCUAUUUUUUUUUUCUUUUUUUUUUUUAUGAACUCUUAUAAACUGAGGUUCAGUCACAAAUUCUACUAGGUUUACAGUAUUGAUGAUUUUGAAAGUUCUUUAUUUUUUUCUUUCAACAUAAAACAAACGCUUUGAAUAACCACGGAAUGUGAUACGUAAUAAUUAUGACAAGAUUCAACUAUAUGUAUUUAAAUAGCUCUGUCAAAAAUCACGUAUAAAUGAUUAUUAUCAAUUAAUAUUGUGCGUAUACGUGCUCAAUGGAAUAUGACAUUUGAGUAAUAACUUAGUAAAAAUCUAUACGACAUAUUGUCAAUUCCAUGGACUGGUAGCAAUUAAUAAUGGAGUUCCGGUUGGUAAAACUACGUUACAAAUUUGUUUACCUUGUGUUUUCUAAAUUCUUUUUAUUUGCCAUGCGCAAUAGUCAAAUCCAGCCUUAAACUUAAUUCGAUCCAGCAAGAUGGAAAGAAAUAUAACCCGCAAUGAUGGGCAAAUUUUACUGAUUUGUCACAGCAAGUCAAUAGACAUCGUAUUUAGUGCUUUAAUAUCUCCAAAGAGCAUGUUAUACCUAUUUUUAUAUCAAAAUUAAUUAUACGCAUUUGAUUAUCUUCAAUCAAAUAUAAUAUUUUCUUUUACUUUUACAAACAUAAAUAUACAUUUAUUUAAAAUCUAACGACAUUGAAUUUUCUCUGCAAGCUACCAGUUGACAUGGGAGUCAGUUUACUCGAAUAAAUACAACAGUAGUGAAAUUGCAUAUUUUGAUCGACGAGUAAUGUGAGAGGUUAAAAAAAAAUUAAUAACGAGAAAAAUUACUGUCGUUCGAUUUAUUUGUUUGAUUUUUCUUAAAUUUUUUCAAGAAUUUUAAGAAGUUUAUUGGUUGUCAUGUGUACGAUGAAAAAAAAAAAAAAAAAUACAAACUGAUAUUUGAGAUAAUUUCGAGGUCACAUUAUAUAGAUAGUAAAUAACAUGUUGCUAGUUAUUAUAUAUACUUGAAAGUGAUUGAUUGGUAUACAUAUAUUAGCGAUCAGCUUACAGUGUAAUUGCCAUAAAUAUUUUGUUCGGCAAGUUGAGAAUAGAUGAUUCGUCGUUUAGAUAUUCACGUUUUUAGUCAAGGAUUAAAUUAACUUUUAAUGCUGUGCUGAGAAAAGACGAGAGGCCUUGUACAUGACGAAUGAUUAUUGGACAAUUACUAGCAUUUAGAUUAAUAAACAACUAUAUAUCGUGCCAUAACUUUGAAAAAUCUUCUCUCCACAGCAUUGAGGUUUCCACUAUUUUCGAUCGUAGUAUUUAUCCAACUAUCGUCACUAACAGCAAAUGAAGUGUAAUGAAACGUCACGAACGGUAGUACUGAAUUUCAAUACUUUUGAAAAGACACUUCCAGUAUAAAUGUACGUACUCUGUUGUUAAAAUCCAUUUCACAUCGCCAUUUUCUCUACAAUUUUUUUAUUUUUAUUUUCAACAUGAAUUAAUUUAUAUCCAUCGUAGUAACUUUCGUUCUACUCCUCAACCUUAUACGGAAAAACUAUUAAAAAAAAAAACGUAACAAUAACCAUACAACAUAUCGACGUUUUUAACUUAUCCUGGAAUCAGUAAUGGUUUAAUUUGGUAAUACUUAAAUAACUUCACAACCUUACACAAAAAUAACCAUCGAAAAUUGUAAAAUGCACGCAUUUAUUAAUUCGCUAUAACAACAGCAUUGAGAGUUGAAGAAACUGUCCAUAAUGACAAUAUUAAUUAAAAUAAGGCGUAAAGUCAACUUUAAGUGUGUUCGCUAUGUUUGAUUUGUAACAGUACAGUAGCAGCAACCAAGAUAUAACAAUUUAGUCACUAAUAUUAAGAUUAUCGGUGCGAAUGUCGUACAUUAUUCGGAAGAAACGAUUUGUUCAUUCAGCAUCAAGAAAAACAUAAAAAAUGAAUAUAAAAAAAUUGAUAAAUAAUGAACAGUUGAAUGAGAGAAAACAACAUUACAUAACAUCCUGAAAGCUGCUUUGCUUGAUAUUUAUAUUUUUUAAAAAGAGGAAAUAUUAUUAGCAAGCUGAUAUAGGUAUCUAAAUCUGAAGUAUGAUUAUUAUUCUUAUUAUUAUGAAUAAAAUCAUAAAUAAAUUACGAUUCUACGAAUUGUUCAUACGUUGCAGUAACCAUUCGUGCUUACUAAUAAUGAAUAAUUACCCUUAUGUAACGCGAUCCCCUAAUUUUUAAUCGUGAUCAAACGUAUCAAGUGAUGUUUUUUCAAUUUAUCCAUGUCUGUAUAUAUUAUGUUUUUAUAUAAAAACCAAACUACAUACUACUUGAUAUACAUAUAUUUAUUAAGUACCCUUAAUAAAUUAAAUAAGACUUGGGUCAUAUUUUACUGUUAACAUCUUACAGCGAAAUGUCAUCAAUAAAAAUUAAUAACCCAUUUCCG